Messenger RNA from Aspergillus campestris IBT 28561, 3576 nucleotides. RefSeq names its product ubiquitin-conjugating enzyme E2. The record is from RefSeq and is a predicted model, not a curated record. Bases 156 to 3395 code for a protein of 1079 amino acids. The transcript is spliced from 6 exons. NCBI's taxonomy places the organism in Eukaryota, Fungi, Ascomycota, Eurotiomycetes, Eurotiales, Aspergillaceae.
GUCGCUCUUUGCGGUGCAUUUUUAUCUCAUCGUUUGUAUUUUGUCUUCUUCGUUCUGAUGUUAUGAUCUUGUCUGUACAUUUUCUUCAAUAUCGAAUUCCGGGUCUAAACUCUCCGCGUCGCAUCACCCCGCGGUUUAUCACUUGGUAGAUAGCUAUGGGUUCCAAACCAGGCCAGAAGUUUGGUGUUGAAGAUACUUGUCGCCUCAAGUCAGACCCCGCGUUGUUGGGACAUGUCUGUAGGACGCACUAUGAUGUGGAAAGCCAGGACCAUCUGCAUGAUCUUUUGAUCCGUUCCUACACCUCCGUGCCCGAGCAGGUUCUGAUGGAAUUCCUAGAAACAGGCGUGCCACCAAAGGGAUAUGUCUUCGUUAGUUUCCUGGAGCCGUCGCAGGGUAGCUCUCUCAUACAUGAGGAUGAUCUCGAACUUGUAGACCGGGCUUUGGAGCUGGGCGAAACCGUGAAGCGUCACUUGGACGAUACAAUGAGUGGCACAGUCGUUAGCACGUCUGCUAAGUGCUGCCUUGAGCCCAUCGCUUUUCGAAAUCGAGACCCGAACACGGGAGAGUACGGUUCACUCAAGUUCGCCGACAAACCGCGCCCACGUGUCUGCUCGGUCCAUCCCGAGCCUGACGAUGGAGAAACGCCACGGCUAUACAAUGUACCGCUGUCCGAGCUCACCAGUUACGAAGAGUUCUCUGAAGGGGACUAUAUCAUCUAUCGACAGAAGCUGGGAUACAUACACGCGGUCGACCGGGAUGCGGUGCUACUUCUGCCGAACCAGAAGGUUGUUAUCCCGCACGAACCAGCUCAAUUGGAAGUUCCACUUUGUUCCGACUCCAGCAAAGUCGUGUCACUCCCCGACCACUUUGACGCUAUUAACACACACCGUUUGAAAAAUGGCGAGUUCAUGUGGUCCACGACAGAAGCUGACUUUGUGUUCCCCGGUCAAUUUGUGUUCACUCCUUCCAAAAAUCUGGACCGGAAGGAUAUAACCCUUAGCAGUGGCGAGCAAUUCGUGCCAGAGGGUUAUGUAUUAGCGACGCCGCCUGAGAACGUGCAUGUCGACUGGGUUUGCCCCAACGUGUUCGCGACAGGGAUGCCUUAUACCAGUGAUGAUAGUGAGACUCUAAUGGCUUCAGAUUUGAUUGGCAAUGCGGUGAAGUGUGAUUUUGGCAGUCUACCUGGUCAGGGUUCUCGUGUGCCCCAGGUCAAGUCGGAUACUUGGCUAAGGGCCGGUGAUAAAGUUCGAUUCCGAGACACGAGGGCAGCAGCUACCACAUAUGCUACUUACCAGCACAUCCCCCCUGACCAGUCCUUUGGGUAUGAUCUCAAUAUUCUGCGGAUAGUAUCUACCGAGACAGAGGUUACUGUUCAGUGGCAGGAUGGAACUACCACUACCGAAAAGGGGCUCAACCUGAAUAGAUUCCUAGGCCCCGAGGAUGAAGUCUGGCCCGGGAAUAUCGUUGCCCUUAAAGACGCGACUGAGAGGAUUCAAAGGCCGUAUCACCAAAGUGACAAUCCUCGUCUCACCACAGCGAGUGCUGAAUUUUGGGAUACGAUUAUUGUCAAAAAGAUCGGGGUGGUUCAAGCUGUGGAUAGCCGAGAGCGUAUAGCGUCAGUACGUUGGUUCAACGGACCCGGGGUCGAACUGCUGAGCCAAGGAAACAUAUUGCGACCGGGCUCCUCUCUAGGCGAACUUGGCCGUGACUCGACCCAUGUUUCUCUCUAUGAGCUCACCACAUAUCCCGGCCUCAGCAGAUUGAUCUCCGAUACGGUACUAAUAGUUCCAGAAACGGUUCACCAGUCAACAAUGCCGGGUCCACAGGAGGAGGCAAUUGAAGCCACGGGGCCGUGUACUCUAAGCUUCCUGGCUCCUGUCACCUUGUUCAAGGCGUUUGUGUAUCUUGAAUCCAUGAAAAAUGCCAUUGUAAAAACUGAAUGGUUCCGAAACACGACCAGAAUUGAGACGUCGCCCAUUCCGAUACAGUUCGGCAUACACUACGUUGAAGCCGGGAUGAAUGAGCCGACAGACUUCGUUGGCAAGAUCAUCAGCAUGGACGUGGAUGGUACCAUCAUCGUUCGACUGGCGGGCAUUGACAACUGCCGAGAUAUCCGCGUUCCGUUUGAGAGGAUCAUGAUGAUUAUUGAUGAGGAAGAAACCGUUCCCCCUGGCGCUCCCCCACCCGGUCUCCCGCUAGACAUGGAAGAUCCGUGGAUUACAGAGACGUAUGAGUACGAAGGGGGUGUACGCCUCGAUGAUGGUAGCGGAGAUGAUGAUUGGAUGACGGAGGAUGGGUAUGAAGAGAUUGAUUGGGAAGAGACUCCCAACGUCGCCCAUGAAACCGGUGGCGGUGGUGUCGACCGUAACGAGAACUUCACGACACCUGGAGUCUCGGAGAUCGCACCGCCUGAUCACGACGAUGACCAUACCAACGAGGAGGCUCUCCCCCCCGCGGUUACGGAACAGCCUACUCAGGGAGAAGACGGGGCCCACGAUCCGUCAGGCUCUGCGCCCUCAUCAUGUCCCCCCAGCUUUGCCCUGCUGGAAGGUUCUCCUCCCUCGGACCAUCGCUUCAUUUCCCAGUCUGCACCGAGUGCAUUCAGCAAAUGUUUGAAGCGCAUCCGGAAGGAAUUCGGGAUUCUGUCCUCGUCGCUACCGCCUGGCAUCUUCGUCAGGACAUGGGAGUCGCGAAUCGACCUACUCCGCGUCUUGAUCAUUGGACCGCAAGGGACUCCCUACGAGCAUGCUCCAUUCGUGAUCGAUUUCCACUUCUCUGAUGAUUUCCCCACCCAGCCGCCGGCCGCGUUUUUCCACUCAUGGACCAACGGACAAGGCAUGAUCAACCCGAAUAUGUAUGAAGACGGGAAAGUCUGCCUGAGCGUCUUGGGGACAUGGCCUACCGAGAACCCCGAGGAGACGUGGUCGCCGGUGAACUCGACCGUGCUGCAAAUUUUGGUGUCUAUCAUGGGUCUGGUUCUUGUAAAGACGCCAUUCUACAACGAACCCGGAUACGAAUCACUUGCCGCGGAGAACGACCGACGAGUCGAGUCCAGCCAGUACACCGAGAAGGCAUUUUUACUGACUCGGCGAUUCAUCCAACAUGCGCUGGAACAUCCGGUUGCCGGGUUAGAAGAUAUCAUCGCAUGGAAUUACCUUGCCGACGCCGAGCACCAGAAAAGCGAGCAUCCUCAGUUGCUGCGACGAGCCAUCAAGGAGGCCCUUGACAUGAUCGAGCACCACAACUCGACCUCUACCGAGGAUGCUAGCGAUGCGACCCAGGCCGUCUCGCCGUUUGUUUCGCGACUCAGUCUCGGGGCAGUCGUGAUGCUCCGUAAACAUGUCACUGCGCUCGAAAAGAUCGAAGCUGCUGCCAUGGCACGAAGUUGUUCAUAGAUUAGAUAUCGUAUUAGAUACUCAUAAGACAUGACAUCGCAUCUAUCGAUUGAACGCAAUCAGUUGAUCUUUUCCCAGCGCCUCGACUAGACAUGGGGCUAAGGACUCCAGGAGAAAUUCUUCUGGAAGAUCCAUCGUAUCUGAUUGAUCCUUUUGUUGAAUCGAGUAGAUAAGCCAGGUU